Ogataea parapolymorpha DL-1 is the source of this 570-nucleotide messenger RNA. RefSeq lists its product as uncharacterized. The coding region runs from base 1 to 570 and encodes 189 amino acids. Lineage: Eukaryota; Fungi; Ascomycota; Pichiomycetes; Pichiales; Pichiaceae. The record is from RefSeq and is a predicted model, not a curated record. The transcript has a single exon.
AUGAAGAGCUCCAGUUCUACAGGCAGGACCAAACGAAGUCAUAAGAAACAGUAUUUUUUAGAGCAGAAAGACGCCUGGGCACAUGAUCCUUAUCAGCGUUUUUUCGCGCAAAGAUUAGGCGAGCCUCUGCCGCCUGGCUGGCGAAUUUCUGUAGAUAACAAAAAUACAAGAUUCCGUCAUGAAUACCUGCCACUCACGACCCAGCGGUCCAUGCACCACACAUCAACUGCUCCACGAGCCGGCAGCCAAAAUAUCUAUACCACCCCGGAAAAGUCGCCGUUGUCCAGUGGCUCCCAACGGUCGGUGCAGAUGUCCGUAAGCACGGCCAGUUCUGAUCGCUCCUGCUAUCCAUCCCCCAACGACUCAGCAAUAGACACGGACGACUUGCCGAGACCUAUCCCUAUAAGCUCUCUUGUCAAACCUGAACCGCCUCUUGAUCUUGCAGAGAUCAAUCAAUCCCACGUCAAGUACGUCGGCUAUUCAGGCACCAAUUUUGAAUUAUUGAGCCGAGCGAGAAAAAAAAGGAAAGAAUCCAAACUUAGAAUCGAUACUAGGGCAACGGUCUCGUGA